UUGUUCCAUCGAAUCCAACGGCUCAGAUCAAACCCAUAUUUUAGCCUUCAAAACCUCAUCCGCCUCCAUUUCCCAUCUUCGUCGACCUCAAAAUCCAUCGAGUCCCGGACGCUAAUCCCUCCCCAAACCCUAGCUCUCCAGGAAAUGGCUUCAACUUUGAGCAUAAUGUCUGCAACUGGUAUGUUGGCUGCUUCCAGUGGUUCUGGAAUGCAUAAGAAGUCAUCUCUUUCAGCCUCUCAGCUCUCUUCUUUUGCUUCAUUAUCAUCUGGGCCAUUGAGUGGUAGGAGGCGGAGCUUGUGUCUACAGAAAACAUACAACUCAAAGAUUAGGUCCAUGGCCAAGGAGUUGUAUUUUAACAAGGAUGGGUCAGCAAUUAAGAAGCUGCAAACUGGUGUCAACAAGCUUGCAGACCUUGUUGGUGUAACACUUGGUCCAAAAGGAAGAAAUGUUGUCUUGGAGAGCAAGUAUGGAUCUCCUAAAAUUGUUAAUGAUGGGGUUACUGUAGCCAGAGAGGUUGAGUUAGAGGACCCUGUUGAGAAUAUUGGAGCUAAGCUGGUAAGACAAGCUGCUUCAAAAACCAAUGAUUUGGCUGGGGAUGGGACUACUACAUCUGUUGUUCUUGCUCAAGGUUUAAUUGCUGAAGGGGUGAAGGUGGUUGCAGCAGGUGCUAACCCUGUGCAGAUUACCAGGGGCAUCGAAAGAACUGCCAAAGCUCUGGUGGCUGAGCUCAAGUCAAUAUCCAAAGAGGUGGAGGACAGUGAACUUGCAGAUGUGGCUGCAGUCAGUGCUGGAAACAAUGAUGAAAUAGGAAACAUGAUUGCUGAGGCCAUGAGCAAGGUUGGUAGGAAAGGGGUUGUGACUCUUGAGGAAGGAAAAAGUGCUGAGAACAGCCUAUAUGUCGUGGAGGGAAUGCAAUUUGACCGUGGCUAUAUAUCACCCUAUUUUGUUACUGACAGUGAGAAAAUGUCAGUUGAAUAUGAGAACUGCAAGCUGCUGCUUGUUGAUAAAAAGAUUACAAAUGCAAGAGAUUUAAUCAAUGUUUUGGAAGAUGCAAUUAGAGGGGGAUAUCCCAUAUUGAUAAUUGCUGAAGACAUUGAACAAGAGGCUCUUGCUACUCUUGUUGUUAACAGGCUCAGGGGAGCUUUGAAGAUAGCUGCACUCAAAGCCCCUGGAUUUGGAGAGCGUAAGAGCCAAUACUUGGAUGACAUUGCAAUAUUGACCGGAGCAACUGUAGUUAGAGAUGAAGUUGGAAUUACUCUUGAUAAGGCCGACAAGGAUGUCUUGGGCCUGGCAGCUAAGGUUGUGCUGACCAAGGAUGCAACCACCAUUGUUGGUGAUGGAAGCACUCAGGAAGAAGUUACUAAAAGAGUUGCGCAAAUUCAGAAUCUGAUCGAGGUUGCUGAUCAAGAGUAUGAAAAGGAGAAGCUCAAUGAGAGGAUAGCGAAACUCUCUGGUGGUGUUGCAGUUAUACAGGUUGGAGCACAAACAGAAACAGAACUGAAAGAGAAAAAAUUGCGAGUGGAAGAUGCUCUGAAUGCUACAAAGGCAGCUGUUGAGGAAGGUAUAGUUGUUGGUGGCGGUUGUGCUCUUCUUAGGUUGGCCUCAAAAGUUGAUGCCAUCAAGGAUACACUUGAGAAUGACGAGCAAAAGGUUGGGGCUGAUAUAGUCAAAAGGGCAUUAACCUAUCCACUGAAACUGAUUGCUAAGAAUGCUGGAGUUAAUGGAAGUGUGGUUACUGAGAAGAUAUUGUCCAAUGAUAACUUGAAGUUUGGUUAUAAUGCUGCAACUGGAAAAUAUGAGGAUUUGAUGGCUGCAGGAAUAAUUGACCCUACCAAGGUGGUUAGAUGUUGCUUGGAACAUGCAGCUUCAGUUGCGAAAACCUUCCUCACUUCUGAUGUUGUGGUAGUUGACAUUAAGGAGCCCGAGCCGGUACCCGCUGGCAAUCCUAUGGAUAAUUCAGGGUAUGGGUACUGAAGAAAAGCUGUGGCAUCAACCUGAUCCUCCAUGACAAUGGUGAAAGACGGUGGAACCAGUCUCUCUUUUUGUAUAGUUGAUUUUAUAUGAUGGAAAACCACAAAGUGGUAGUGAAAUUUAUGCGCAAUUUUCGCAGGUUAAUUUAUUACUGAACAUUGUUACUAGAACUGACUUCCUUGAUGGAGUUAGCUUUUUAUGAAUGAUGAUGUUUAGGCAUUGAAGACAAA
Molecule: messenger RNA, 2201 nt
Organism: Dioscorea cayenensis subsp. rotundata (Guinea yam)
Lineage: Eukaryota; Viridiplantae; Streptophyta; Magnoliopsida; Dioscoreales; Dioscoreaceae
Product: ruBisCO large subunit-binding protein subunit beta, chloroplastic-like
Exons: 15
Coding region: 145-1974 (609 amino acids)
Biological process (GO): protein refolding
Molecular function (GO): ATP binding; ATP-dependent protein folding chaperone
Source: RefSeq, a predicted model, not a curated record